GGUGGCGGGGGGUGGGGGUUGAGGGGCACCCACCCGCCCGCCCGCCCGGCGCCGCACCCGGCACACGGAUUUACGGCGCGGACUGCAGCUUCGGAAGCGGCCCCCGCAGGGAUGGAGGGAUGUGUGUACAGCUGUGAACAGCAGGAGCAUGGCACAGACCUGUGGGGAGAGAUGUGAAGGUGUUUCCCUGCGAAGACACAGAGGGACCACCCACAGGCCCUGGAGGAGUGUGAGGUCUCACUAGGAAGAGUAGAACUCCUCUUCCUGUCCCGCCAGCCAGGUCUGCCUGCUGCUUGGUCACAUUUCCCAGGAUCUGCACCAGGAUUUGAGGCUUGGCACCUGGAGGUGUAUUAGUGCCACUGGGUUGCUGGAGAGCCUGACAAUGAUGGGGGACCCACCACAGAAGAGGGACAUGCCUCCAGGAGGCCCUGCAUGCCUGUGAGCCCUGGCUGCUGGUGGUAGAGGGUGCCUGGGGCUGAGCUCCUUGGCCAGGCUGGGGCUGGAGCCAGAGCCGUGGUGCUUGCAGGGCACAGCCAACCGAGACCGAAGAGCUGGGGUGGGGUCUGUGGGGUUGGCCCAGAGCCUCGUCAGAGUGGGUCUGCUGGCUGAGCCACUGCUCCACUGGGGACCUCUUCCUUGGGCUGGGGGACCGAGCAGGACUACUCCCCUAGUGCCAGCACAGAGGGAGAGCUGCUCAUCUCAUCAUGGUGCUGCCACCACCCGACAAGCGCCACGUCUGUCUGACCACCAUAGUCAUCAUGACCAGCAUGGCCUUCAUGGACGCCUACCUGGUGGAGCAGAACCAGGGGCCACGCAAGAUUGGCGUCUGCAUCAUCGUGCUGGUGGGGGACAUCUGUUUCCUGAUCGUGCUGCGCUACGUGGCGGUGUGGGUGGGGGCAGAGGUGAAGACGGCUAAGCGGGGCUACGCCAUGAUCCUGUGGUUCCUCUACAUCUUUGUGCUGGAAAUCAAGCUCUACUUCAUCUUUCAGAAUUACAAAGCCGACAAGAAGAACUUGGAGACAGUGGCCAGGAAAGCCCUGACCCUGCUCCUCUCCAUCUCUGUGCCAGGGCUCUACCUGGUGCUGGUGGCCUUGGACAGCAUGGAGUACAUACGGACCUUUCGGAAGAAAGAGGACUUGCGGGGACGCCUCUUCUGGGUGGCUCUCGACCUGCUGGAUAUCUUGGACAUCCAGGCCAACCUGUGGGAGCCACACAGGACUGGCCUACCUAUCUGGGCAGAGGGGCUCAUGUUCUUCUAUUGCUACAUACUCCUCCUGAUCCUGCCUUGUGUGUCCCUCAGUGAGAUCAGCAUGCAAGGGGAGCACAUUGCCCCACAAAAAAUGAUGCUUUACCCAGUCCUAAGCCUGGUCACCAUCAACAUCGUCACCAUCUUCAUCCGGGCCAUCAACAUGAUCUUGUUCCAGGACAGCAGGGUCUCCACCAUCUUUAUUGGCAAGAACAUCAUUGCCAUUGCCACCAAGGCGUGCACUUUCCUCGAGUACAAGCGGCAGGUGAAGGAGUUUCCCCAGAAUGCUAUCGCCUUGGAGCUCCAGCAGAACUCCCUCUCCCACAACCAGACCAUCCACAGCACGCAGGGCAUCCCCCACGAGCCAUCGCCUACCAGCGAGAUCCUUGACACAUGAGGGAUCACCCCCAGCUGAGCAUUGGUUCAGACAGCCCCGUGCCCAGUGGAGGAGGGAUGCUGCUCUCUUGCUGCGUGGGGCAAGUGCGACGGACAAAUCCUGGCAGCGAGGGCUCUUCUAGGCACAAAACACCAACCACAUUUUAAUUGAGCUAUGGAGUGUCCCCUAGACGUCUUCAUCUCAGGUAUAACCCUAGGAGUCCUCCAGACAAACCAAAUGAACUUGCAAAGGACCUGAACCAGCUAACCCUCUCCCUCCUAUCAUCUUUUUUUCCCUCCCAGUCAAAGACCACUAAGGUUACAAUGUCCCUUUUUACUCCUUGAGCACCUCACCUUUACUCCAAGCCUGGAACAAGAUUUUGUUACUGGAGAUCUUUUUAUGGAGUGGGGACAGGGACAUAGGUGUGUGGGGAAGGGGGGGAGGGAAGGACGUUUGAACCAGUAAACCCUGUGAUCGUAGAUGUCUCUUAUCUCCAAUGGUUGUGUUUACAGUUUUCUAUUUAUAACAGCUCUGGGGGGGGGAGCUCCUGGGCAACCCAGGGGCUUGUGUCCUUGCAGUGGGUGGUGGGCAAGAGCAGCCAGCCUUGCGGCAUGGAGUGAGGCUGGGGGAGCUGGCAUGGGUGCCCCACUCCAAGGCGAGGGGGGCUGCAUCUCCACCAGCAUGCUACACCAACUCUGCUGGGAGCAAUAUCUGACAAGCUAAAACGCUGGUGGUUUAUGUAUUUCAUUCACUCCCAACAACUCAGCACAAUAUUUCUAUUUUUGGAAGGGUCUCUGUCUCUCUCCUCCCUGCCUGCAGCAGCUGCUGCAGCUGCUCAGGCCCUGCCAGUACAGGCACCCCCAGGAAGGCUUCACCGUAAGGGUGGCAAUGACGCAUUUUGCUCCAGCAUUGAGCCUUGGUAAAAGAGGGCUGCUUGCCACAGCUACUGUAUUGUUUAAAUGAAAUAAGCAACAACAACAACAGCAACAAAACCAACCAAAAAAACCCAACAACAAACCAACAGUUUCCCAAAAAGAGCCAGGAAGGAUGCAUUACCUCGAGCAGGGCACGGCCACGGGUCCCUUCCACCAGUGUGGCAGGCAGCUUGGCUGGCUGCAGGCAGUGGGGUGGGAGGCGAGGGCCAGCUGGAUAAUAAAAGCCCCUUGAGAGCAA
Molecule: messenger RNA, 2795 nt
Organism: Pogoniulus pusillus (Red-fronted tinkerbird)
Lineage: Eukaryota; Metazoa; Chordata; Aves; Piciformes; Lybiidae
Gene: TMEM121
Product: transmembrane protein 121
Exons: 2
Coding region: 705-1643 (312 amino acids)
Source: RefSeq, a predicted model, not a curated record